UGGAUUUUGCGAUUAUUUUUCUCCGCGUGCGAAACCAGAUUUUUCGAGAAGCCGUGGAAUCAAGAUUGUUGUUGUUUAAAAGUUUCUUCCGUUGGAAUCCUACCCGUCUCUGCUGCUGACAUGUCCAGCCGAGGUCCCUAUUCCUUGUUUAUCGGGCGCAUCCCCAAACAUGUGCGUGUGCGAGAGCUGGAGGACAUCUUUUCGCGUUACGGUCCUCUUUCGCGCUGCGACAUCAAGUACAGCGGAACUGGCUCCGCGUUCGCGUUUGUGGACUAUGAAGACCGACGGGAUGCUGAGGACGCCAUCAAGUACGAGAACGGCCGGGAACUGCACAACUACAACAUUGUCGUAGAAUGGGCCAAGAAGCCGACGCGACCGGGGUAUGAUCGCGACGACCGCGGUGGCGGCCGGGGUGACUACGGGCGGGGCGGAUCGGGUCGCGGUGGAUCGGGACGGGGCUACGGGCGGGAUGACCGGGAUCGGGACUAUCGCCGUCGCUCGCGUUCUCCUCGCGACGACGACCGUGACCGUCGACGACGUCGAUCGCGCAGUGCCGACGAGGACCGGAGCAGCAAGCGCCGCCGCAGUCCCUCCCCCGCGCGCAACGGCAAGGCGGACGGCAAGGGCAGCCCGGACCGCCGGGCCUCUCCGGACCGACGGGACAUUAAGCGACGGGACAGCGGAUCGCGGUCGCCGGCCGGGAACGGCGCGGGAGCGGGCGGCGGGUCCGGCUCGGGUGGUCAGGGUAAGGAAGGUGAUGCACGCGCUUCACGAGGAUCGGGCUCACGGUCACGUUCGCCUUCGCCCCGACAGGAGCGUGGUACUAGCCAGGAGCCCAAGCUGGAGACGGAGGAGCUGGAGGAGGAGCCCGGCAAGGCGCCGGCGCUGACGGAGGGGGACGGCGCCGAGCCGGACGCGGACGACGGGGAGGGGUCGGCGCGGGGCGCCUCGCGCAGCCGCAGCGCCUCCGCCACGCCCUGAACUCACCUGUUUUCCUGUUUUAUAUUAUCUCUUGUUCCCGUUUUCAUCCCCGCCGCUUUGCACUGACGCUGAGCACCGCCUCGUCCCCGCCUGACCAGUCCUCCUCCUUGUCCAGUUGCCGAAACAGCCCCGCUUUCCAUCCUUCGCCCCUCCUCGUUCCAGCGCUCGCCCAUGAUCUCCCGCGGACGCUGUACAAGUGCGAAUCAUUUGUUUGUUUCUCUGUCAUAAUGACCGUCUUUUUUCUUUCUGUGUACUGGCAUUGCCUGUCUCUUCGGCUAACCGUGAUUAUUCUUGUUUUGUUAUUCGGUUGCUGUCCGUUUCGGCCGGCGCGCAGUCCGUUGUUGGGGACUGCUGUCGGCGGUGGAGCUUGUGUUGUUGUAUGGCUGUAUGAUAUUGUACGGGAUGUUUGACAGGUCGGCCGUGACGGGAUGGUUGUCUCAGUGCCGAAUCAUAUGCAGUUGACUGA
Molecule: messenger RNA, 1447 nt
Organism: Paramacrobiotus metropolitanus
Lineage: Eukaryota; Metazoa; Tardigrada; Eutardigrada; Parachela; Macrobiotidae
Product: probable splicing factor, arginine/serine-rich 6
Exons: 7
Coding region: 121-981 (286 amino acids)
Biological process (GO): mRNA splicing, via spliceosome
Cellular component (GO): ribonucleoprotein complex; nuclear speck; cytoplasm
Molecular function (GO): mRNA binding
Source: RefSeq, a predicted model, not a curated record